This is a messenger RNA of Leopardus geoffroyi (Geoffroy's cat), 4284 nucleotides long. RefSeq names its product cytochrome P450 2C21. Lineage: Eukaryota; Metazoa; Chordata; Mammalia; Carnivora; Felidae. The transcript is spliced from 10 exons. Gene Ontology annotation, biological process: xenobiotic metabolic process. The coding region runs from base 1430 to 2974 and encodes 514 amino acids. Gene Ontology annotation, molecular function: heme binding; oxidoreductase activity, acting on paired donors, with incorporation or reduction of molecular oxygen, reduced flavin or flavoprotein as one donor, and incorporation of one atom of oxygen; iron ion binding. The record is from RefSeq and is a predicted model, not a curated record. Gene Ontology annotation, cellular component: cytoplasm; intracellular membrane-bounded organelle.
GAGCCUGAGAUGGGGCUUGAUCCCACAACCCUGGGAUCAUGACGUGAGCUGAAAUCAAGAGUCAGACACUCAACCCAGCUGAGCCACCCAGACACCCCUGAGACAGAUUUUAAACGUAGAGCAGACUGAGUCAGGCUGUUCUCCUCCUGCCAGACGCCAAAGAGUUUCUCCCCCAUGAUGGGCCACUAAGGCAGACUUUUCAGCUCUGCGGACCCCAUUGUUCUAUGCCCGGAGCUCGGAAUGGCAGGAGAAAGGAGUGUGGCAGGUGUGGCCAGGUGUCCCCAGUCCCUUGGGCAUGUGCUGAAGGUUGGCUCCCUCACCUGCUUCCCUCUUCUACCCCCAAGAGCCCUGUUCUAGAGGAAAGAGUAACAUCUAGAAAGUACAUCAGGUAUAACGGUCCCUUACAUUGAUGGCACUUUCCAUAUUACAAAAUGCAUUUAUAUUUGUUGCUCUGCGAGCAUCACAAACCAUACCAAUGGGCAAUUUCAUAGGUGGGGAACCAGGGACUUGGUGCAAGUGAGAAAUAGAAUGUAUAGGGUCGUGAGAAAACACGUGCAGUGGGUUACAGGGAACACUGUGGUUUCUGCUCUGUGGGCGAGUGCCUGUGGUCAGGGUCUGAGAGCAUCAGGGGAUUUGUUGUAGUGGUUAGGUCGUGGCUGACUGCCCUCCUCCCUCUAAAUACUCUCUUGAUGCCAUGUCACUGAAUCAAUUUGAAAAGAAGUAAAGCAUUUCUGUCCAAUGGGACUAAGCCAACAAGGAACUGAAUUGCCGAAACUGUUUGGCAGAAGACACACGUUGCAUUGAAGCAGCAGCCGCUUCUGGUGACAAAUAUACCUCGAAACCUUGGCAAACCAUCUGUUGAAUUUAAGAGAGGGUUUACUGCAUUGUGAUUACCUGUGUAUAUCCUGAGAUCUGUGUCUAAUAUUUACCAGAGAGGAACGCAUGGUGAAUUAUUUCUGACUUCUGACACAUAACGAAUUUCCAUACGCUCUUCCCAGAUUGAAGCAUUGUCCUCUCGGCAACCUUGGCAUAGGCCAAGAAUCUGAGGUUUAUGAGAUGCUACGGAGAAGCAGGAGCUAGAAAAAUAGUCCACCCCAUUCCAAGCUUCUGCAGAAAGUCCUGGAGCCUGAGGAGAAAGGUGACCCGUCCUGUAUGCCGUCGGAGGCUGUUGGUCAAGGCCGGGCGUGUGGAUCAGUCAUUGCUGAAAGACAGGUGCGCAGAGCCUAGCGGCGGGAGGAAAGAGCACAGUGUGGGCCAUUAAACACUGAUAAUAAAAUAAUCUAACUUUGCCUUCGUGCCUUGGUCUGUGUUACAGAAGCUGCAGAUCUGGCUGUUUCCUGUCCCGUGUGCACCGUGUGGCUGAGGGCUGGGUCAAAAUCCACUGAAGAUAAAAAAGUAUCCAAAAGGUUGAAGAUUUAGUGCAUGUUUGAUGAUCAGUUGGAACUUAGUAUUUAUAAAACCUUUGGAUUCCAAGCUUCCAACUGCAUUUACACAAGGUACAACAAUGGAUCUUUUCAUAGUUCUGGUGAUUUAUCUUUCUUGUUUGAUUCUUUUUUUUCUCUGGAAUCAAAACCAUGCCAAAGGGAAGCUACCACCUGGCCCCACUCCUCUGCCAAUCGUUGGAAAUAUUUUGCAGAUAAAUACUAAUAAUGUAAGCAAAUCCAUAAGUAAGCUAGCAGAGAGUUAUGGCCCUGUGUUCACUGUGUACUUUGGCAUCAAGCCCACUGUGGUGAUAUACGGAUAUGAAGCAGUAAAGGAAGCUCUAAUUGAUCAGAGUGGGGUGUUUUCUGGCAGAGGCCCUUUCCCAGUGCUGGACAAAUCCAUCCAGGGAUUAGGAAUUGUUUUCAGCAACGGAGAGCAGUGGAAGCAAGUCCGGCGUUUCUCCCUCAUGGUUUUGCGGAAUAUGGGCAUGGGGAAGAAGAGUAUUGAAGACAGAAUUCAAGAGGAGGCCUUGUAUCUGGUGGAAGCAUUAAAAAAAACCAAUGCAUCUCCCUGUGAUCCUACUUUCCUUCUGGGCUGUGCUCCCUGCAAUGUGAUCUGCUCCGUUGUUUUCCAGAAUCAUUUUGAGUAUGAUGAUGAGAAAUUUUCAAUCUUGAUAAAUUAUUUUCAUGAAAACCUCCUAAUUUCAAGCAACUCCUGGAUACAGCUCUGCAAUGCUUUUCCUCUUUUAAUACACUUUCCAGGAUGUCACAAUGUGUUACUUAAAAACAUUGCUAACCAAUGUAAGUUUAUUGUGGAAAAAAUAAAAGAACACCAAGAAUCCCUGGACCUCAGUAACCCUCGAGACUUUAUUGACUACUUCCUGAUCAAAAUAGAAAAGGAAAAACACAAUAAACAGUCUGAAUUUACCAUGGACAACUUGAUCUUUACUGUCUGGGAUGUGAUUACUGCAGGAACAGAGACAACGAGCACCACCCUGAGGUAUGGACUCCUGCUCCUGCUGAAGCACCCAGAGGUUACAGCUAAAGUCCAGGAAGAGAUUGACCGUGUGGUUGGCAGACACCGGAGCCCCUGCAUGCAGGACAGGAGCCACAUGCCUUACACAGAUGCUGUGGUACAUGAGAUCCAGAGAUUCAUUGACCUCAUCCCCAACAGUCUGCCCCAUUCAGUGACUCAGGACACUAAGUUCAGAGAAUACCUCAUUCCCAAGGGCACAACCAUAUUAACAUCUCUGACUUCUGUCCUGCAUGAUGACAAAGAGUUUCCCAACCCAGAUCAGUUUGAUCCUGGCCACUUCCUGGAUGAAAGUGGCAACUUUAAGAAGAGUGACUACUUCCUGGCUUUUUCAGCAGGAAAGAGAGUUUGUAUUGGAGAAGGCCUGGCCCGCAUGGAGCUGUUUUUACUACUGACCAACAUUUUACAGCAUUUUACGUUGAAAUCUGUGGUUGAUCCAAAGGACCUUGAAACUGCCCCAAUUGUCAAUGGGGUGGGUGCUGCACCACCCGUAUAUAAGCUGUGCUUCAUUCCAGUCUGAAGAAAGGUCAGGCCUCACGUGAACAAGCCAGAUGCUUUCUGUCCUGUGUGUUAGCUGUAUGACAUUCCUGACCCUGUCUCUUCUAAUUUUCCUCACCCUUUCAGAUUCAGUUCAGAUUUCCCCACAUGGAACAAAAAUUCACUUUCCAAUAAAAUUUUUUUUGUAAUUGUGAGAUCUUAAGCUGUAUCUCAUCUGCAGUGUAUACCAAAUGUAAGAGACUUCAAAUGUCAUAUUGAAUAUUAAAAAUUAUCCUGAGUUAAAAAAGUUUUUUAAAUAUAUAAAAUUUGCUCGUCUCUUACUCCAGUUAGCUCUCCAGGGGAAUAAUCUCUUGAUAGUUUGGCAUGUACAAUUUGUUUUUUUCCCAAUAAUUAUUAAAAAAUAAUUGGGGGGGGCACCUUGGUGGCUUAGUUGGUUUAGCAUCCCACUUGAUUUCAGCUUAAGCCAUGAUCUUGCAGUCAUGAGAUCGAGCCCCAUGUCAGGCUCUGUGCUGAGCUUGGAGCCUGCUUGGGAUUCUCUCUCUCCCUCUCUCUCUGCCCCUUGCCUGCUUGUGCUCAAUCUGUCUCAAAAAAAAAAAAAAAAAUCGUGUGUGAUGCACGUUUGUGUAUACAUGUAUGUAUAAGUAUAUACAUGCAGGGAGAAAACAGAAGAUCAUUCUAGCCAGAGGCAAUAACAUGAGAUAAAACUUGAAUUUGCUGCUCUGUCCAAGGAUGCCCUUCCUGUUUUCCCCUACUGGUUAAACACACAAAUGGAGACACACACAUACACAGACAUAGUAAGGCAAAGAAUAGGGGAAGGUGAUGUGUAUGUAUGGUUAUAUUUGAAUACACAUAUCAGAAAUAUGGGUUUUUAUGUAUGUGUGUAUACACAUAUACCUAUGAUUUGCUGGUGACAUAUUUUUACAAGUCAUAUAAAUAAAAAUACCCUGUUGUAUGGCUAUAAUUUUUAAAAUUAUCUCCUUAUUCAAGGGUAUUUAUUUUUGAAUUUUUGUUGAUAUAAAAAGGCUGCUAUAUGUGUCUUUCAUUAUUCAGGAAUAAAUGUGAAAUGGCUGCACAUACAUGUGCACUUUUAUUUUUCAUACAUACUGAAGCAUAAGACAAAAAUUAUGUGUCUGUUUACUUUUCUAUCAUGAGUAUAUAAUCAAAACACUAUUUGACCAAAUCCUUGUAUAAUAUUGAGGAUUGAAUUCUUUGGUAGAUUUAGUAAUUUUUAACUAAAACUUCAUAGAUUUUCAAGUAGGAAAUCCUAUCACCUGUAAAUAUUUCAUUGCAAUGACCAGGAAUUUCCAGAAAUAAAUAACAUCUAUAUAUCUA